Lepus europaeus (European hare) is the source of this 1023-nucleotide messenger RNA. Its product is annotated as vomeronasal type-1 receptor 4-like. Gene Ontology annotation, cellular component: membrane. Gene Ontology annotation, biological process: G protein-coupled receptor signaling pathway. Bases 1 to 1023 code for a protein of 340 amino acids. Gene Ontology annotation, molecular function: pheromone receptor activity. The transcript has 3 exons. NCBI's taxonomy places the organism in Eukaryota, Metazoa, Chordata, Mammalia, Lagomorpha, Leporidae. The record is from RefSeq and is a predicted model, not a curated record.
AUGUGGAGGAGACUCCUUGUGCGUCUGGAGGGCGAUUGGGGGCUCUCCCGGGGGCGUCAGAGUGACGACGAUAAACACGGCGGUGGAGGCAGCGGUGACGAGGUGACCGGUGUCCAGGGGGAGGAGACGUCCGCCGGCCCGGGCCUGAUCCACACAAACUCACUGCUCUUCAUGAUAUACACAUAUACCUUCCUAAUUGAGCCUCAUCUGAAGAAACCCAUAGACUGGAUUUUCAUGCACCUGACAGUGGUCAAUAUGUCAACCAUUAUGAUCCGGUCAAUUCCAGAACUCAUGUCAUCUUUUGGAAUCAAAGAUUUCUUUGAUGAUAUUGGUUGUCAAACAUUUCUGUAUGUAUCCAGAGUGAUUCGAGGUCUUUCCAUAUGUACUACCUUUCUCCUGAGUGUAUUUCAGGCCAUCACUGUCAGUCCCAGUCAUUCUAAAUGGGCAUGGCUGAAACCUAAACUCUCCAAGUGGAUUUUCCCCUCUUUACUCUUUUUUUGGGUCAUCAACAUGCUGAUCUACACCCUCAUCAUUAGAACUGUAAAAGCCAGAUUGAAUUUCACUGUGGUUGGUCUGGGAUAUGUUAAUGUAUAUUGUCAAACCCGGAAGCCUGUAGCCCAUGAAUCAAGGUCAUUUAUAAGUAUGAUAGUGAUUCAUGAUGUAGUGUUCCUGGCACUGAUGAUCUGGUCCAGCCUCUACAUGGUGUGGAUCCUCUACAGACACCGCAGGAGGGCCCAGCGCAUUCACAACUUCAGCCUCUCUUCCAAGACAUCUCCAGAAAACAAAGCCACCCACACAAUCCUUUGGAUGGUGUUUUGCUUUGUGUUCUUUUAUUUGUCAAACAACUGUUUGACACUUUAUGGAUUUUAUGCAUCUGAGAAAAACGCAAGAUUGGAGGGUAUUGGUGGAAUUUUAGCAUCAUGCUACCCGACAUUUUGCCCUUUUUUUCUGAUGAAACAUAACAAAAUUAUUGUCAAACUGACUUCCUUCCUUUCAAAUAUGAGAAUGACCUGUUGUCCAUGA